CUAGAGUUAGACAAAACUCCAACAAUGCAUUCUUCAAGAAUCCUAAGCACAACACUUUACAGGAGAACCUCCAACUUCCUCUCCUCACUAUCUGGCUAUUCUCACAGUGACAGUCACCACACUCCAUCACUGCACCGCUCGAUCUUCUCCACGUCGCAGCUGGACAACUCAUGGGUGAACAAGAUCAAGGGCGUCUUCACCGGCAACAAGACCUCCUCAGAUGAACCCAAGCUCAGCAGCUCCGACUCAUUCACUUUGCUCAGAUUUGCGGAUGAGAUGAAGACUGCUAGGAGAGUCGGUGCAUUCAAGCAAUACAUUGUUGGCAGAAGCAGUGAAGUGACUUUUGCGGAUGCAUUUGAGAAGCAGGAGUCGAUAAUACGGUAUCUUGGAGGAUUCGAUUCUACUGGAGAGAAUCUCCAAGUUUCUCAAAAACAAGAAGCAGCAAAGCAUUGUAAAUGCACAAUAUCUGAUGUUGAGAAUGCACUUGCAAAGUUCACCUGGGCCAGAGAAGCACACUUCAAGAUGGAAAAGUUGAAAGCAGAAGGGAAACCAAUUCCAACAAACAUCGCCGAGGUGCAAAAGUUGAUGGGUUCAACCCCAUUUGACGUUGCUCAGUCUAAUUUGGCUAAGAGUGGGCAAAUUAGUAGGAAUGCGCUUUGUCCGUGUGGUUCCAAGAAGAGAUACAAGCGGUGCUGUGGAAAGGAUAAGUGAUCCCAGAAGAGGAGAUGAGGAAAAUCUUACUGCAGUCCAGAGACUCCUCAAGCUCAAAGUAAGCAUUUUCAGUUUUUGGAGCCUUUGAUUUGUUUCCUUUUAAUUUUCCAUUUUAGCAAGUUAGCUGCCCUUUUGAUGAUCCUACUCUACUUGCUGAGACCAAAUGUAUCAAUAUUGUUUUACACAAUAAAUUUCUGUGAAAUUGAGGUUGCAGAAGUUUUGAUUAU
Fragaria vesca subsp. vesca is the source of this 938-nucleotide messenger RNA. RefSeq lists its product as uncharacterized. Bases 25 to 711 code for a protein of 228 amino acids. The record is from RefSeq and is a predicted model, not a curated record. The transcript has 5 exons. Lineage: Eukaryota; Viridiplantae; Streptophyta; Magnoliopsida; Rosales; Rosaceae.